This is a messenger RNA of Orussus abietinus, 1958 nucleotides long. RefSeq names its product coiled-coil domain-containing protein 93 (gene fidipidine). Gene Ontology annotation, biological process: Golgi to plasma membrane transport. Bases 103 to 1905 code for a protein of 600 amino acids. The record is from RefSeq and is a predicted model, not a curated record. Lineage: Eukaryota; Metazoa; Arthropoda; Insecta; Hymenoptera; Orussidae. The transcript has 12 exons.
AUCCUUGAAUUAAUCAAAACAAUGAUAUAGACACAGCAAUUACUGAUCACAUAAAUAAUAUUUGGACAGGGGACGUACAAUUACAUACACAACAAUUAAAACAUGUUUAGCGAUGUUUCGAAAAGACCAGCGAAGAGCUUGGACACUCCAGAGAUUGACGUUCGAGAAGAUGAAGAGCAAGCGAUCAAGUUUCAAGAGAUUAUCGAUCUCUUGGUCGCUGCUGGUUAUUUUAGAGCACGGAUAAAAGGUUUAUCAAAUUUUGACAAGGUGGUCGGUGGUAUGACUUGGUGCAUUGAAUCGUGUAGCUUUGAUGUGCAUGUCGAUCUACUUUUUCAAGAGAACCUUACCAUAGGACAAAAAAUAGCUCUAACGGAAAAAAUUGUUUCUAUGCUACCGAAGAUGAACUGUCCUCAUAGAAUAGAACCUCAUCAAAUUCAAGGCUUGGACUGCAUUCAUAUCUUCCCUGUUAUACAAUGGCUGGUGAAACGUUCUUUAGAAACAAGAGAAGAGACAGCAGAUUUUGUUAGAUCGUUUGCAAUUAGGCAGUAUGACAAAAGCCACACUUUACCAAUGAUAGAAGAAGGAACAGAAAAAAUGAAAGAUGUGACUACAAAUGUCAAAAUUGUUAAGGAAGUUUAUCAACCUAGGCGACGUUAUAAACGCAAAGAUGCACCACCCAAUGAAGAAAUUGCCAGAAUUCAAAGCACAUUGCUGGAAUAUGGAAUACCUUCUGUGUCUCUUCAACAAUUGGAUUCACCAACCACUGCUACAAGUACAAACACUGCUGUCGGUAAUAUUGCACAACCAUCUGCAUCUAUAGAAGAAUGUACAAAAGUGGAGGUGAAUGUUGAGAAAUUAGCGAAUGAUCUCUUAAAGAAUAUGACUAUCAUUGAUGACAAUGCAGGACGUCCAAGUGCCAGUGUCGUUGGAAGUAUUGUUAGCAUGCAGGCUAAAGAGAUUGCUAAGGCUGCAGAAAAGUAUGCUUCAUGGAACACAGAUGUAGAGGUAAGCGGUGGCUCUGUUAUGUCUGGAGCUCUGGCAGCACUGGAUAAACAGAGGACAGCUUUGCAAAAUAAAAGAAAUAAAUUGAAAAAGGAAAGAGAUUCCUUGAUGGAAAAAGUCUCAUUGCUGACUGACAAAUUAAGUAAAGUUCGGGAAGAUAGUCAGACAGUAGAUGAAGCCUUCCAGAAAAUGAAAGAGCUAGAGACUGAUGAAAAUAAAAUCAUACUAAAAGAACUGGAGGAACUCCUUUCUGUUCACGAUGGUUUGAAGAGUCAAGAGCAAGCAUUCCGAGAACACUGUAAAGCAGAAUUGACACGCCUUCGGAACAUGGUGGCCUCUGUAGUUGGAGAACCAGAAGAGGAGGAGAGUCAAGCUUCGGAAUUCGAAGAGCGGAAAGAGGCUGUUGCUCAACUGAGAUUACAAUUAGCCAAAAGAAACAGAGCCAUUGCUUCUUUAACAAGGCAAUUAGAUGACGUCCCUGGGCGAUCCGAGCUGACACAAUAUCAGAGACGCUUUAUGGAAUUAUAUAAUCAAGUAGCGGCAAAGCAUAAAGAAACGAAGCAGUACUAUACUCUUUAUAAUACAUUAGACGAUACGAAACUCUAUUUGAAUAAAGAGUUAUCGCUUUUAAAUUCAAUCCAGGAAAAUUAUACAGAAGCAAUGGCAUCAGCAAGUGGUAAGGACCAAUUUCUUCAACAAUUGGAGGCGAUCGUCGCCGGUGUUAAGCGAAACAAAGCUAAAGUGGAGAAAAGGUGUAUCGACGAGAAGAUGAGGCGAGAUUCCUUAAGUCAGCAACUGGCUUCGUUAGUGGAGCAGCAACGCAAGUACGUUGCUGCUGUCAGACAGUUAACUAUUGAGUGUCGCAAGAACGAAGCUUUGCUUGCCAAGCUUCGCGGGCCGUAAGUUAAUGUUAAGUACUUCAUCUCUACUCGGGGAAAUUGAGAUUAAAUGUUUAA